Molecule: messenger RNA, 773 nt
Organism: Ruditapes philippinarum (Manila clam)
Lineage: Eukaryota; Metazoa; Mollusca; Bivalvia; Venerida; Veneridae
Product: hepatic lectin-like
Exons: 4
Coding region: 72-551 (159 amino acids)
Source: RefSeq, a predicted model, not a curated record
CAACUAUUUAUACAAUAUUGUUAUAAUUAUAUAACAUAUCUAAAUAACUAUAUUUUAAAAAACAUAUAGACAUGCUGUUGGGCUUUGGAAAUAUGAAGACCGCUGUAGCAUUACUGUUUGUCGUUACAAGCCUUCUGCCAGGAAUUAAUGCAAGAGCUUGCUGCAAAGAUGGCUGGAUACAAUAUCAAGGUCAUUGUUACCAUAUUGCUUAUGGAACGAAACUUACAUUUUCUGAGGCACGGACGUACUGUCACAAUCGUGGUGCUUACCUUGUACGGUUUGAAAAGUUCGCUGAAUACACUUUCUUUGCAGAAAUUCUAAGAAAAUCUAACGCUGAGAAUACAUGGAUUGGUUUGACCGACAAGACUCACGAAGGGAUCUGGAGAUGGUUUGACACAAAAGAGCAUGCUACAUUCUCUGACUGGGCAGCUGGGGAGCCCAACAAUGUAAAUGGCGCUGAAGACUGUGUACACUUUAGUAUCUAUUGGGACUACAAGUGGAACGAUGUGCCAUGCAGUUAUAAAUUGACACCAUUGUGCGAAAUUGAAUAAAGAUAAAUUGCAAACAUUUAUAAGCAAUAUUUGAUUUGUUAUUAUUUUAUGUGUAUUUUAUUAAAAAGUGACAAAUUCAAAACUCACAACAGCAGAUGUCGAGGGCGGUGUGGCAGCGGUAAAAAAUUGCCACGUAUUUCACUUCAGUGUUAUAUUUUUUCUGGUCUUACAUGAUCAUUGAUUGUAGCUCAUUAAUUGCUAUUCUUAACAGUGUAAAAAGGU